ACUUUUUCUGUCUCACCGUCUCAGUUCUUACCUAGGUGGGAUACGCUCCACAGUGUCGUUCUUUGGACUAACGCUCGAUAGUGCUGAAAUAUCCAAGUUUUCUUCUUGGACUUCUGGUGACUUGAACAUCCAAGCCUAGCUGCCGAGCGUGCGCACAAUGUGUGGGGAUGACUGAGCUUGCCCCAGACGCCAGAGCCCACAGUGAAAUUCAUGUCGACCAAAAGCCCCCGCACCCAGUGGGUCAAGGCCAUGCUCAAGGUCAACUGCCAGGUCAGCGGUACCAUGGCGGGAAAGCCUGGUGGAGUGUGGGCGAACUUAUGCACCAAGGUUUGACCCACCAGUCCGUGGGACUUAGUCUGGGUCACAAUGAUGAGGAAACCUGGGACCUCAGCGACUCAUUGGCUGACCUCUACCAGGCCGUGACCAGGAAGGAGCAGAAGGCCGCCAGCAGGCUCAAGAGCCACACCGUGAGCCGCAGUACGGGCCAGAGCAUCACAGACGGCAACACGGUGGACAUACAGAGGUGGCUGGACGAUGACACAAACAAUGGGUUUAUCCGUGUGUUCACCUCAGACACCGACCCCCACGCCCGCCUGUUCCCCUGCACCGUGACGACCCCCGCCCAGAAGAUAUGCCUGCAGCUGGCCAUCCCGGGCAACUCCCUGCACGUCCAGUUGAGCGGUGACGUCAUUCGACGGAUGGAACCAGUUGACUGUCCAUUGGCUAUUCAGAACGAUUACCUGGCUGGACUCGGCUACAGAGACAUCAGGUACAUACAGGAGGCGGGGCCAAAGGAGGAUCUGGCAUUUCUGGUCCGGUUCUAUUCAGGUAAACCACUUUCCUUGUCUGACUUCACCUACUCAAGAAACCACCUGUCUACCUACGCCUACAUCCGCAAGGGCAAGCUGCUCCACCAGUGGGUGAGACGACUGUGUGUAAUCUCGGGUACAAGGAUGCUCAUACACAGAGAGAAGGGGACAGAACCCACUGUAGUGCAGCUAGCUCGAGGUGCCGUGGAGGAGGUGACCAUUAAAGGCCAGUCUCUUGUUCUAAAAAUAACAAGCACCCACCAGGGCGAGAGGUCAAUGUACAUGUCAUUUGUUUCACAAGACGACUACAAUAAAUGGUUCAAGAAAAUUAAAAAGGCGACGGCCAAGCUACCAAGUCGAGCUGAUCUCUCCAACUGCCAUCUUGAAUUUUUACCGGAAACAGUUUUUAUCAACUCUGACCUGGACACGUUGAUCCUACGUCACAACGCCCUGAAGGAGCGACCCAUAGAGGAGGACAUCUACACCAUCGGCUGGCUGGAUGACCUGCCACGGUUCACCGGUCUCAGGAGUCUGAACCUGGCAGACAACCAACUGACCAGCUUCCCCGCCUCGCUGUGCCAGAUCCGAUCUCUGAUGGAGCUCAACCUGGCUAGCAACAAGCUGGAUGAGAUCCCCGCACAGAUCGCUGAGUUGACCAACCUACAGAUCCUACACCUCCACAACAACAGACUGACCAGCCUACCGGAGGAGCUGACACUGAUGAAGAAGCUGGCUGUGGUGGUCUUAGCCUUCAACAAAUUCUCACAGAUACCCACAUUACUCCUGCAGCCAAAGCAGGCUCUGUUUCUGGUUGACAGCAUCAUCAUGGCUGGGAACCACAUAACCCGACUACCCCCUGACCAGCUGGCUUACAUGGCGCGCACCAAAAAAAUUGACCUCAGGCUAAACCAACUCCAGAUCAUGCCAGCAGAAACAGUCAAGUUCCAGAGUCUAGAGCACGUCACUCAUGUUGACAUCAGGGACAAUCAGGUCACUGAACUAGAUUUCCGAUCUCUGAGAUGCCUGGAAUAUCUGAACUGUGACAGGAACCUCAUCAAGACAAUGCAACUGAAUGGCUCAGCCUUAAAACACCUGUAUGCUGCACAUAACUUUCUUCAAAGUUUGAUGAUCAGUCCCAAACCAGAGUGGGUGGUUAAUAUGGACAUUUCAUACAAUAAACUAAUUGAGUUGCCAGCCUGGCUCUCUGAUUGUUUUUUCCUGCUAGAUUUGAAUGUAAGCCACAACAGCCUGAAAGCUUUGCCAGAAAGGCUGUUCACAGACGCUACGAAAUUAAAAAAUGUCCGAGCCAAUCACAACCACUUGACACAGUUGCCAGACAAGAUCCGCAGCGACACACUGGAGGAGCUUCACCUUCAGCACAAUGGGAUCAAACAUUUGUCAACACAGCUGUUCAUCAUGGCACAUAGACUGAGGUAUCUCAACAUGACCAGGAACAAGCUGUGUGACCUGCCAGCCCCCAACAAAAAUGAUUCCUACAACAAACUCCAGGAGCUGUACCUGUCCUUUAACCUCCUGGGUAACGAGUGUCUGCACAAAAUUUGUUGCUUCCCCCGGCUACGUGUACUACACCUGGCCAAAAACAAGCUGACGGUUCUAGAGGAGACGGACAUAGAGAAGUUGGAACAGCUGACAGAGCUCAAUAUAUCUGGGAAUAUUUUAACUUACCUCCCUGCUGCACUGGGGCGCCACCCUAAACUUCAAGUGUUAAGAGCAAAUUGCAACUUGCUACAGGAGUUACCUGCCUUUAAAAACUCUUCUGCUCUCAAGGUAUUGGAGGUGAGCUCCAACCACCUAGUGAAGGUAAACAUGACAAAUUUGAUGAGUUCUCAGAUUGCUCAGCUUGAUAUUUCAGCCAAUCCCAACAUAGAACUCAAGUCACAUGAUGUCCAGGCUGCAAUAAGUUCCAAGAAGUUAAGUAUGGUUGAUAUCAGGGGACAGAACUGUAAUCUUGAUGAACUCAGGUCACAAGGGGAGAUAAAUGAUGAGCAUCUGUGGCAGACUGGGUUGUCCCAAACAUCAGGAAUAAGAAACAAAUUGUCAGUAUCAGCCAUCAACAAGCCACAGUUUGGUGAACCCGGUGAAGGUCUGUUUGCCAUCUUUGAUGGAGGCAGGAACGAAGUUGUGUCCAGCCUGCUGCGUGACGUCAUCCCACUGGUGCUGGCAGAGGAGAGGAUCAGGAGCAAGAGGCCAGAGGUCUACCUCAAGUAUAGCUUUCUCUCAGCUCACAGAAACCUGAAGCACCAAGGGCAGAAACUGGGAGCUGCUGCAGUAGUUGUUCAUCUUCAUAAAGACGACAGGGGAAGUAAUAUCCUAUCUGUUGCCAAUGUUGGAGAUUCACAGGCUGUGCUGUACAGACAGAAGAGGGCCCAUGUCUUGUCCAGACCUUUCCUUGUGGCUGAGGACAAAGAGGAUACCAAGAGGGUUGUCUCCUCAGGGGGGAUCAUCACUGAGGACGGCCGCAUCGCAGGGGUGACCACCAACACCAGACUACUGGGCUGCAGCUACCUGUAUCCAUAUGUCAUCCCUGAUCCACAUGUCACAUCCACAGUUCUAACACCAGAUGACAACUUUGUCAUCAUCGCCAACCAAGGGCUCUGGCAGUUUGUGUCAUAUGACGAGGCUGCCAGAGAGAUUAAAGAUUGUCCAGAUCCAGUGAUAGCAGCCAAACACCUGCAAGACUUAGCCCAGGGCUAUGGGUCCAGGGAAAACAUCGCAGUCCUGGUGAUCAGGCUCAUGCUCACACAAGGUGAAAGGUUAAAGAUCAAGGACAUGAUGAGAGCACAGAGGAAGAGUGAAAAAGAACAGCUGAAGGUGUUGACUAAGCAAGAGGACAUCCUACAGUUCAGGGAUGGGGUGCCAAAGGUGGAAGAACUGAAUGGCGUCAUCAUAGACAGGUCAGGGCAUGCCAAGAAACACAAAGGCAACAGAACACAGUUGCUAGAGUCUGGCUCUCUAAGAGGUUCUCCCUCUAAUGAAGAGGUGGGAGCACUUCCUGGAAGUCUGGGAAAUGUUUUCCCAGAGGCUUUGAUGGCAGACAGGAAAAGUUCUCUCAGGCACAAAUCCAGUCUUAGUACCAGUGAUGAGAACAUAAAGGUGGACGAUAAAAGGUUGUACAGAAAGAAGGGCUCCUCAUACUCGAGCAAAGAUAAUAUGUUGCAGAAACGCAACAUGGAGGAGAACUCUGGGCCAGUGGUGGACAAUAAUCAGACAGGGGCCAAACUCAGUGGAGUGCCGUCUGAAAACUCUGGUACAGUUUCUGAUGAUCAACAGACGGGAUUAAAACAAGGUUUUGAUGCUAAAAGCUCUGGUUCCAGCAUGUUGGGUGCUGCCACAGAGGUCAAUGACUCUGGUACAGAUGGUGAGGCCAAACGUUCCCACAGGAGGGUUAACUUGCCACGUCUAAACAUACCUGAGGCAAGGAGCAGUGAUGAUGUUGAUGACGACCCCUACAAUAAGUUAUCACCAAACGGAGGCUUCAACGUCUCGCCCACGGAGUCCAUCAGCUCUAUUGAUACCAGGAUCUACUAUGAGCUGGACGAGCUGUACCGCUUCAGGAACUCUACUGUCCCGCUAGGGAACGAGUUGAAUGAUUCCUCCACAUCAGAGGCUGACUUGAUACUGUCCCCUGAGAUCUACACCAGGCCACUCUCGCCAGACUCCAUCAUCUCACAGGACGAGUUCGUCAAGCCGUUCGUCAGUAGCGCCAACAUUGACAGGGACGCCUUGCUGUUCCACCAGAUGCAGAUGGCCAGAGCGCAGGCCCACGGCAGCACGGCCAGCCUGGACUCGAUACAGUCUGCCCCCAUGCACGCCUCCAGGCGGGACAUCUUCCCCGCUGCCAGAACCUCCUCCCACAGCAUCGAAGUCCUGGUCAACCUGGGCGUGGACGUGCACCUGACCGACUCUAUGAGAGACGGCCGGGUGGUGUGGGGCAGCAGUCUGGGUGACCUGAACAGUACAAAAAACAUGGCCGCUGACCCUGCUGACCGGGACUCACCUGGCGAGAUGGAGGACGAUGACCAGGGGACUCUGGUCGGCUCAGAUAAUGAUAUCGGUAAUCUGCAGGAUGUCUGCAGUGAUCAGGAGGAGGGGGAAUCAGAUGACCUGGUCUUACAGGGGAGAGGUCAGCAGGAGAGUGUCUGGAGCCCAGAGAGAAGUCAGCAGGAGAGUGUUUGGAGCCCAGAGAGAGGCCCGCAGGAGAAUGUCUGGGGUCCAGAGAGAGGUCAGCAGGAGAAUGUCUGGGGUCCAGAGAGAGGUCAGCAGGAGAAUGUCUGGGGUCCAGAGAGAGGCCAGCAGGAGAAUGUCUGGGGUCCAGAGAGAGGUCAGCAGGAGAAUGUCUGGAGUCCAGAGAGAGGCCAGCAGGAGAGUGUUUGGAGCCCAGAGAGGAAGGAUGAGUCUGACGAUGAUUCAGACAGCGACGACUCCAUAGGGAACGUCUCGCUAGAGGACGGCUACUCGGCCAUGGAGUUCUCUAGAGCCCUGAGGAAAGAAAGUCUGAGCUUGAUGAACAUGCUGGACAUUGACCAGGCUCAACACUCGCUGCGGCGUGGGGCGGGGAGCGGCAAAUAUCAAGCCUUUAUCACAGCUGGCAGGUCGUCAGGGUCAAGGUCAAACGUUUACGCGACAGUCGCAGAGGUUCAUGCAGAGGUGCCUCGCAAGAAGGUCAACAGUGAUUAUGAGGACAUUGAUAACGUGAGGCAGCUUAUGGCAGAUCAACACACGCAUAGUCAAUCUAACGCUGAUAAUGUUGAUACUUCACCAAACAACACACAUAUUACAGAUACCAAAAAGGCAGAAAACAAUUCAGCAGAAGUUGAUAUUGAUCAACUGUAUACUAAACUCAACAAAAUUAAAAGAGACAACAUAAAUGAUAAACAAAGGGAGAGUACCAAAAUAAAAGAUAAGAAAAGGAGUUAUCCUGUCGCGACACCUCACAACGACACAGCCGAGGCGAGCUAUGAUAAGAACAACGAGGGGGCAGACUCUGUCAUCAUUGUGACAGGUGGCAGGGACGGGGAGGAAACGGUGCUGCCCAGGGGUGACGGUCUCCCCCAGCACCUGAUGAACGCCGUCAACAAGUCUGGCUUCAUCCACCAGCCGGUCCACGACAGCAUCAAGUCACUGCAGCAGACACGCCCACCCGCCAUCUUCAAACGCGCCUCAACCAACUCUGCUCAACUCUCUUCCUCACCCACCCCCUCUUCUGCCAAAUCCUUCAAAUCUUCUCCCCCAAUGUGCAAUACGCCAAUAGUUACCGCCACAGGUCUUGUUGCUGACACCAGUCUUGAUGUGGCUGACACCAGUCUUGAUGUGGCCGACACCACAGUGGAUGUUGGACAAGCUUACAACAUGUCUUUCAUCAACCAGGAGAAUUAUCCAGAAGAUGAGCCCCCGCCCCUACCACCUAAGCCUCACGAAAGGCUGCUCUCCCAGCUUAACAACGAUUACAUCACACCCAUGUGGGCAUCAGGUCAACACAUCAACCGAGCCCCACCCAUUCCACCACGGAGAAGCAUCCCAAGCCCCAAGCAGUCACCCCGCCCCCUACCCCGCCACCACCUGCCUAAAGCAGUCAACACCAACGUCCUUGACUUUGAUGAGUCUGUGCUGUCUGCCCAUGAACUUUACCCUGACUCCCACCAGCCCCUCUCCUCCCAGUACUCUUCCACGACCAGUGUCUCGUCAGCAGCCAACAAACUCGCCUCACAACGCAGCAUUAUCAUCACUUACCUUUAGGUACCAGGUAACCUGCUUUCAUCACUUACCUUUAGGUACCAGGUAACCUCUAUAACUUACAUUUAGGUGCUUGGUCAAGAUGACCUACCUUUUAUAGCUAUCCUUAGGGUCAAGGCCAUUAUUAACAUUAUUAUAACUUUUGUAAUAUAUAGGUUUAGGGUUAUAAUAUUAUCAAGUUUCCGGUGCUGAGUUUAUUACUGCUUAUCUCUGAAGAAAACUGAUUACAUUUUUACAACUUCUACUGACUUAAUAAAAUACAUGUGGACAUAAUUUCCAAGAGUGAAACUAGAAGAGAUAAUUUAAUUACGCUGCAGGUGGGACUGCUAUUAGAUGUUUUGUUAACUUAAAGAAUAGGACAGGGCCUGGCAAUUCUAAGAAUUAUUGAAAUAUGCAUUGUCUAUUUGAAUUAAGUUUUUUAAAACUUAUUUUGGUGGGGGGGGGGGGUGUUGUGUCAGGGUGUGUGUACACCCCCCCCCCCCCCCCUUCCUCCCUCCCCCAGAGAGUUGCAUAAAGGAAACAUGAGUAAUUCACCUCUCUUUUAGCGGCAAUGUUUUCAUUUUUUCAUUCCAAUGGUAGUCUUUGAUAUUCCUAGUUUUAAUGUUGUUUACUAUUCUAAUGUAGUAUACUAAUAUUAAAUAUUACAAGUUCUAUUUUAGGAUAUUUCAGGUUCUUCAUCUUCUUUUUCCUUGUUCUUAAUUAAUGCUGGACAGUUUAUCCCACAACACAGUUAAGUGUUACAUGUCAACUUGUUUGGUGUCAUAAAAUCCAUGACUUUAACUUCCGCCUGCUUUUCUGUUUAAAUUUGCUUCCAUAGCCUUUGUCUACCCAAAAACAAACUACAAGGAAGCAGUUGUUUGAUUUUAAGUUUUUCUUCUAGAUGGGUUGCUGUCCCCAGCCAUCAAGCCUCAUCUGCCAGGGGUUUGAACUUGGGACUUUUUUUGUUCUGUUGUAGCAUAUCAUUUCUGCUGUAAGUUCUAAAAAAAUUUAAUGAACUUUUAAAUGUGUUGCAGUUAAUUAUUAGCAUAAAAUUAAGUCUAAAAUACUCUCAGAGAUGAAUUUUUUCUUGUAAAAUACUGCUAAAUUAAUUUUGUAUAAAAUCAGAAAAAUGCAAAUAGAUUGACCAAAAUGGCCAGUUAUUUUGCUUGCACUAAACUUGUUCUAGGUAUUUGUGAUGUAAAAAAAUGUAUCCCAGGCAUGUGUGUGUUUAUGUGAAUCUCCCGGUGUUUGGAUGACUCAUACAGGUCAGCAUUGAUUGCCAUUGUUGUUGUGGAACCAAAAUAAAUACUUCAAUAUGUGGCUACUGG
This is a messenger RNA of Physella acuta, 7870 nucleotides long. RefSeq lists its product as uncharacterized. Lineage: Eukaryota; Metazoa; Mollusca; Gastropoda; Physidae. The record is from RefSeq and is a predicted model, not a curated record. Gene Ontology annotation, molecular function: protein binding.